GAAAAUGUCAGCGUUCGGACCUGUCGGGGUGGAAAGCCGUUCGUCCGGGAACGAAAGGGCAGUUCUGGCCACUAAAAGUUCCGACGCCGGCAGAGCAAUGCUUCAGCGUCAAGCCUCGCUCUGGUUAUUUGCUUCUCUAUGCUGUGGGCCUCCUCGGACGGCCAUGGCCGCCUCCUGCAUCCGGUCUGCCGUGCGAGCAUGUGGCGCAUCGGCAAGUACCACACACCGCGCGACUUCACCGACAACCAGCUGUACUGCGGGGGCCUUACGCAUCAGAAGCGGAUGGGCGGCAAGUGCGGCAUCUGCGGCGACCCCUACGACCAGCGACCGCCGCGGGCCCAUGAGAUCGGCGGUGCGAAGUUCGUCAAGUCAGCCAUCAUCGUGGAGAAGUACAGCAAAGGGGCGAUCAUCAACGCAAAAGUGCAGCUAACGGCAAAUCAUCUGGGCUACUUCGAAUUCAGCAUUUGCCCUGUUCAUGGAAUGGCGGCGGAGGCAACGCAGGAAUGUCUAGACCGGCAUCGCCUGCAGGUAGUCGGCACUGGCUCUACUCGGUACCCAAUCUCCGGCGGCAUGAGGAUGGUGAUCGUGCCGCUGCAGCUGCCGGCCUCCGUGACCUGCAAACACUGCGUCUUCCAGUGGAAGUACACUGCGGGCAACAAUUGGGGGUACUGCUCCAAGUCAGGAAAGCACAGGCGGAUCGGGCGGAUCGGGUGCGGCCCUCAGGAGCACUUCUUUGGAUGUGCCGAUAUAGCGAUCUUUUGAUCUCAUCUGUUGUCAUGAUGGUUAGUCGGCAAGCGCACAGCGUAGACCAACCACCGGCGGUUGGCGUGAUCCAAGGUGUUUGUAAUGGCUCAGAAGCCAGCAAAAUGGACUGUCAUGCUAAAGGCAAGGAUUGCCGUCACCUAAUCCGGCAUGGAUUUGCAAAUCAUCGAAAAGUAGGACGGAGAUAGCCAAGCACUUGACGUCUAUCACUAUUUCAUUUACCACAUGUCCAGGUCGGUCAACGACUUACGCUCAUCUUUGCUCUCACAAAGUAAAUUAGUCAACCGUUCGUUGCGCCUAGCUGAAACGAGGAUUUACAGACGGGUGGUCUGUCGGAUGUCUUUCAAAGUACGCAUCAUUCUGAUCAGGUUGCAUCACGCUUCUCAGCUUGUGUGCCAUUGUCUUGCGCCAAUGGAAUUGUGGUACAUUUAAAUAUAUGUGUUCAU
Pollicipes pollicipes is the source of this 1208-nucleotide messenger RNA. RefSeq lists its product as uncharacterized. The coding region runs from base 139 to 762 and encodes 207 amino acids. The record is from RefSeq and is a predicted model, not a curated record. The transcript is spliced from 7 exons. Lineage: Eukaryota; Metazoa; Arthropoda; Thecostraca; Pollicipedomorpha; Pollicipedidae.